AUUGUACAAACCAUAGAUACGAUACACUCUCACAAUAUGUCAGCAGAUUACUGGAGUUCAUCACAACGAAAUAAAUGGCAAUUAACUAGAUUUUCACUUCUCGAAGCCCGAAGGAAAGUGUUGCUUCUUGAACGGAAGAUGAUACAAAAUGGACUCAUUAAAGAUUACCCAAAUAUAGUCUACGAUUACAACAUGCGAAUAUACUUACAUAAUUUACUUAUUAAAUUAGGACGAAGAUUAAAUGUUAGACAGAUUGCGUUGGCCACUGCCGAAGUAUACCUAACUCGAUUUCUUACCCGAGUUCUGUUGAAAGAAAUUAAUGUUUAUUUGUUAGUAACCACCUGUGUUUAUGUCGCCUGUAAAAUUGAAGAAUGUCCACAACAUAUCAGGUUAAUUAUAAAUGAAGCAAGAAAUAUUUGGCCUGAGUAUAUUCCUCAUGAUGUAACAAAGCUAGCUGAAUUUGAAUUUUAUCUAAUUGAAGAAAUGGAUCUGUAUUUGUUAUUACAUCAUCCUUACAAAUCUCUCAUACAAAUUAAAGACUAUUUGGUUGAAAAUUAUACCGUGUUUGGAUUGAAGUUCUCUGAUGAAGAAUUGCAAAACGCGUGGAGUUUAAUUAAUGACAGCUAUAUUACGGAUUUACAUCUAUUAGUGCCCCCUCAUAUAAUUGCUAUGGCGGCCAUAUAUAUCACGAUAGUUCUUAAGAAAAACCUAACACAAAUACGAAGUGGUGCAAACACCGAUGAAACCAAACAAGAUCCAAAAGAGUUAGAUGCCAAAGUAAUGAAUAUUGACGAUUUAAUGAAUCUUACAAAAGUGAAUACUUCCAGUCAAGAAGGCACAUCUGGGCAUCCCCAGCAAGUGUCAACUGAUAACCAACCAACGACUAAUUUUCAAGACGAUUUAAACAUCCUAGAUGAAGAUACUAUAAAAAUCAAUAAAUUCAUGAACUUUCUUGAUCAUUCCCAUAUUAAUUUGGAUGAAAUGGUGGAGGCAAUGCAAGAUAUGAUUAAUCUUUAUGUAUUGUGGAAUCGAUACAAUGAGCAAGGAGCUAAAAAGGCAUUGCAAGUUAUGUUACUUACUAGAAUGUAAUUUACAUAUAUAUAGUUACUGCUUACAUCUAUUGUUGAUAAGCCUACAAUAACCAACUUAACAAUAUGAUCUCAUAUUGACUCAAAAUGGGAGGAAGAGGGGGGGGUUGUUUGUUAUAAUCAAAAGUUUGAUUUUUUUUGGGGUUUGAGUUGUACCUGCUGCAAUAACAAGAAUUAACACAAUUAGUCCGAUUAGUUUAUAAGGUGGGCUAAGUGUUAUUCUUUAUGUGGGUUUGAUAAGCAUAGUACCUGUUGAAUGUCUACAUUAUGUGAAUGUCACACUUCACUUUAUGACACAUUCUGCACUAUUAUUAGUUCAAAGUAUAAUAUGAUUCGUCUUGUUGCUAAGUCUCUUUAUUUAGUUUUGAAAUAAUCUACAAUAAAUUCGUGAUUGCUUCAAAGAAAUAUAUAUAUUAUUCAGGUGAUAUACAAACAACUGGCAUAGACUUUUUAUAAGUUAGACAGGUAGUCUUGAUUUCGCAACCGAAACAUCAAGAUUCCGCUAUAUGCUAUUAUAUUAGGAGUAUCAUCCGUGAUAAGAGCUCUAAUUGGCAUUUUAUCCCUAGUUGAUCUUGGUAGUAAAACUUCUUGGAAUUUUUCUGGUAG
Messenger RNA from Spathaspora passalidarum NRRL Y-27907, 1694 nucleotides. RefSeq names its product cyclin-dependent protein serine/threonine kinase regulator (gene SSN8). NCBI's taxonomy places the organism in Eukaryota, Fungi, Ascomycota, Pichiomycetes, Serinales, Debaryomycetaceae. The transcript has a single exon. The coding region runs from base 37 to 1089 and encodes 350 amino acids. The record is from RefSeq and is a predicted model, not a curated record. Gene Ontology annotation, cellular component: nucleus; mediator complex. Gene Ontology annotation, molecular function: cyclin-dependent protein serine/threonine kinase regulator activity. Gene Ontology annotation, biological process: positive regulation of transcription by RNA polymerase II.